AUGGGUGAUGAGAGGCGGGGCGCAAGUAGUCAGUAUUUCUAUGGGUUCCCGCCCCAUCAGCAGGAGGAGCCCCUCGGUCCGGGGAACGGAUUUGACGACGUACCCGGAACUGUUUCCAAGAUUUCUACAGGCUUGGGAGGUUACGAGCCGGAGGGUUCUGAGAGCCAACGCAACGGAGAUCUUCCCAGGGUCGCCAGAGCGUCGCAGUUCGCACCAUCCGCUGAGUGGCCUCAGCCAAAGCUCCCGAAAUCAGUCGCACCGCUCCCGCUCGCGGUCCCGCUCUCGAGAGCGACCCUCCGCGCAGCGCGCAGUUUGUCGAAGAGCCCCAAGCCCAGCAAAUCCUCCCGCUCUCCGCGGGGCCGCCGAUCUCGCUCACGCUCUUGUUCUCGGUCUGGUGAUCGGAAUGGCCUCAGCCAUCCGCUGAGUGGCCUCAGCCAAAGCUCCCGAAAUCAGUCGCACCGCUCCCGCUCGCGGUCCCGCUCUCGAGAGCGACCCUCCGCGCAGCGGAGCACCCCUUUUGCGUCUGCCUCCUCGUCCGCCUACUAUGGCGCCUACUCGCGCCCCUAUGGCUGCGACAAGCCGUGGCCCAGCCUCCUGGACAAGGAGAGGGAGGAGAGCCUGCGGCAGAAGAGAUUAAGUGAAAGAGAAAGGAUUGGAGAAUUGGGAGCUCCUGAAGUAUGGGGACUUUCUCCAAAGAAUCCUGAACCAGACUCUGAUGAACAUACACCAGUAGAGGAUGAAGAGCCAAAGAAAAGCACUACUUCAGCAUCCAGUUCAGAAGAUGAAAAGAAGAAAAGGUCUACCCAUUCAAAAGAAAGGUCCAGGAAAAAGAGAAAGAAGAAAUCAUCUAAAAGAAAACACAAGAAAUAUUCUGAAGAUAGUGACAGUGACUCUGAUUCUGAAACAGACUCCAGUGAUGAAGAUACAAAAAGGAGAGCAAAGAAAGCAAAGAAAAAGGAAAAGAAGAAGAAACACAGAUCAAAGAAAUAUAAGAAAAAGAAGUCUAAGAAAAGCAGAAAAGAGUCCAGUGAUUCAAGUUCUAAAGAUUCCCAAGAGGAAUUUCUGGAGAAUCUCUGGAAGGAUCGAUCAAAGGCUGAAGAACCGUCUGAUUUAAUUGGCCCAGAAGCUCCAAAAACACUUGCCUCUCAAGAUGAUAAACCUUUGAACUAUGGCCAUGCUCUGUUACCUGGUGAAGGUGCAGCUAUGGCUGAGUAUGUAAAAGCUGGAAAACGUAUUCCACGAAGAGGUGAAAUUGGGUUGACAAGUGAAGAAAUUGCAUCAUUUGAGUGUUCUGGUUACGUAAUGAGUGGUAGCAGGCAUCGCCGAAUGGAGGCUGUGCGACUGCGAAAAGAGAACCAGAUCUAUAGUGCUGAUGAGAAGAGAGCUCUUGCAUCUUUUAACCAAGAAGAGAGACGAAAGAGAGAGAACAAAAUUCUGGCCAGUUUUCGAGAGAUGGUAUACAGAAAGACCAAAGGGAAGGAUGACAAAUAAGGAUUUUCUAAUUGUUAAAGCAGACAUUUUCACAACAAAAAAGAAAGUCUAGGUUCUACACAUACACAAAAAGAUUAUGCUCUGAAAAAGUUUUACAGUGCUACUGUGCCUUCUAUUUAAUUCCUUCAGUCCUUCAAUAAAAAACUGCUUAUUGAUAAUAACUUUAGUAAAUUAUUUGGGUUAUUUGGGAUUGACCUUAGUGUUUUGGUUUAAAAUUCCAAAUUAUAAAUGAAAUCCUACUGUAUUAGGGGAGGUGGCAUGGAUAGAAAGUGUCAGUAAGAUGACAAACUUAACCUCAUGCUAAGGCUCAAUGAUCCGAUUGGCUCUACACAAUGCCGACCCCUACCCCGAGUAUCCUCGAGGGAAAUUAUCAUUCCUCUGUGUUGAACGUGUUAUAAAUGGACUUGAUAGAAACUACAUAGGAGGCUACUUCUGUUAACAAAAUGAAAGCUUCACUGAAAAAAGAGCACGUCUGGAAUUUGAAAACUGACUUGUAUGAUGUAACAUAUAGUCUGCCCUGGAGUAGUGUAUUUUGCUUGCAGUCCCUACCUAUACUCUAAAAUGAAAUAACAUGCCAAAAAGCAAACUAACUCAUGGAUUUGUUGAAUUGAAAAUAUAAACAUAUGGUGUUUUAAAUUCUUAAUCCUCUUAAGGAUAGCUCUUUCAAGGGCUGGGAAUCCAGCUCAGUGGUACAGUGCAUGCUUAGCAUACCUAAGACCCUGGGUUCAAUUCGCAGCAUUGCAAAAGAAAAAAAAAUACUUUCAAAUAUAAAGUCUUGGGAAGUCUAUUGCUGUGCCAGUGUAAGUACCUUAUUUCUAUUUCAUCUAUACUUUAAUGAUAGGAUAACAUCUUAAAAGAAUCAGGGUAAACGAGUCACGUGCUAGUAGGGAAAAAUAUUAUAAUGAGUCAGUAUUUUAGUUGUUUCAUAAGAUGAAGCUAAAAUGAUAUUAAACUUUUUUGCAGUACUAUGGAUUAAAUCCUGAAGCUUUGCACUCAGCUACAUCCCCAGCCCUUUCUACUUUUAUUUUUAUUUAUUUUUUG
This is a messenger RNA of Fukomys damarensis (Damara mole-rat), 2532 nucleotides long. RefSeq names its product NFKB activating protein (gene Nkap). Gene Ontology annotation, cellular component: nucleus. The transcript has 11 exons. Gene Ontology annotation, biological process: negative regulation of DNA-templated transcription. Lineage: Eukaryota; Metazoa; Chordata; Mammalia; Rodentia; Bathyergidae. The record is from RefSeq and is a predicted model, not a curated record. Gene Ontology annotation, molecular function: chromatin binding. The coding region runs from base 1 to 1491 and encodes 496 amino acids.